Messenger RNA from Glarea lozoyensis ATCC 20868, 1746 nucleotides. RefSeq names its product PAP/OAS1 substrate-binding protein. Gene Ontology annotation, molecular function: poly(A) RNA polymerase activity; RNA binding. NCBI's taxonomy places the organism in Eukaryota, Fungi, Ascomycota, Leotiomycetes, Helotiales, Helotiaceae. The record is from RefSeq and is a predicted model, not a curated record. Gene Ontology annotation, cellular component: nucleus. The transcript is spliced from 6 exons. The coding region runs from base 1 to 1746 and encodes 581 amino acids.
AUGGCGAGUUCUGAGCCGCCGCGGUAUGGCGUGACAGCUCCCCUUUCGACUGCACUACCUACGGAGAACGAGAUCGCCUGCACACACUCAUUAAUAGAAGAGCUGAAGCGCCAGAAUAACUACGAAAGUGCCGCAGAAACCAACAAACGAACCGUCGUCCUACAAUCACUACAAGCCAUCGCCGAAGAGUUUGUCAAGCAAGUAUGCAGGGCUCAAGGAAAGUCAGAAAGAGUAGCAAAUGCCGCAGGAGCAAAGAUCUGUACAUAUGGCAGUUUCCGUCUAGGCGUAUUCGGCCCCGGCUCAGAUAUCGACACCCUUGUGGUGGCCCCAGAAAAUGUUAAAAAGGACGACUAUUUUAAAUACUUCCCAGAUCUCUUGACCAAGAUGGCCCCGAAAGGCUCUAUCACAGACGUCACACUUGUGCCGGACGCCUUUGUACCCAUCAUCAAAUUCGAAUACUCUGGAAUCAGCAUUGAUCUUAUAUUCGCGAGCAUUCACCUCGAACAAGUCCCCAGAGAUUUGUCUUUACAAGGACAAGAUAUGUUGAGGGGUCUGGAUGAGGCUGGUGUACGCUCACUCAACGGUACUCGAGUAACGGACGAAAUCUUGGCCUUAGUCCCUCAAACGGGCGUGUUCCGAACUGCACUUCGUGGGGUUAAGCUUUGGGCGCAAAGGAGGGCCAUAUAUGCCAACAUCAUGGGAUUCCCUGGUGGCGUUGCCUGGGCUAUGAUGGUAGCUAGAAUAUGCCAGCUUUAUCCCAAAGCCGCUGCAUCGACGAUCGUGUUGAAGUUUUUCAGACUUAUGGAGAAAUGGCAGUGGCCAAUGCCAGUGCUUUUGAAAGCGAUUGAGCCUGGCGAAAGCCUACUUAAACAAUGGAACCCAAAAUUAUACCACCAAGAUAGAUUUCAUCUUAUGCCAAUCAUUACACCCGCCUUUCCUUGUAUGUGCGCGACUCAUAAUAUCACGCAAUCAACCAAGCUCGUUAUUCAACGUGAAUUGAAGCGCGGUGGAGAUAUUACAGACAAAAUUAUGUCAGGAAAGCUCUCUUGGAAGGAACUAUUUGUUAAAAACACGUUCUUUGCGAAAGACUACAAAUAUUACCUUUCAGUCAUCGCUUCUAGCACGUCGGAGGAAAGCCAGCUCAUUUGGAGUGGUGCUGUAGAAUCUAAAGUCCGUUUCCUGUGUGGAUACCUAGACAGCCACCCAUCAAUUGCCAUAGCUUGUCCAUUUAACAAAGGAUUCGAGCGACAGCAUAAAUGUCACACCGACGAAGAAAUCGAGAAAGCAAAGACCUGUCUCGAUUAUCAGGUGAAAGAUUCUUCCGCCGAAAACACUGAACCGAAGGAACAGCAUUCCAAUGUGGUCGAGACAAAUGGACAUGAAGAAGUCAAGCCAAAACAGGAGGAAAGUCUUACAGAAAAAGUGACUACCGUCUAUACCACGACAUACUAUGUAGGCUUAGAGUUGGAAGAAGGUGCCAAAUCUCUGGACUUAUCGUUUGAAGUCGACAAAUUUAAAGGCAGGUGCAUCAUGUGGGACAAAUACGACCAGGAUUUGAUGGCUCUAAAUGUCGUGCAUACCAAGAACUGCGAUCUUCCAGACGAUGUUUUCACUGAGGGGGAAGUCAAGCCAUCUCGGUCAUCAAAGAAGAAGACAGGUGGCACGUCGAAGAAACGUGCAGCGACUGAAUCUUCGAGUGAUACCGCCGCAAAAAGACAACAGACCAAGUUGCCUGCGGCAAGCUAG